CCUCUUCUCCCCUGUUCUACCGCCAAAGGUCAGCAAACGAAGUGCGUGAUAAUGUGAAGACGCUGUGUAGUCCGUGACCGUUUUUUACGUGACGGAAAAUUUUAUCGUUCGGUAGUGCGAUAAAUGCAAACGAUUCUAUAAACUCGUCGUACGACAGUAUUAAAAUUGUUAAGGUACAAUGAGUUAUCAUCGAGGAAGCGGUAGCAAGCCGAAGGGCUUCGGCUUUACCGGCUUUCAAGUAUCUGGAGUUAAAAGGAGCGGUACCAACAUACCUCCACCUCCACCAAAUUCUACCCUAAGUAAGCAAGGCUAUCACACAAUGAAUGCCAUUACGGAAAGCGCUUUGUCUGCUUCUUGGGGCAUGCAAAAACGGAGCAAGACUGAAGAAGAAUACUUUGAGGAUGAUGAUGAACCUCCAACUUCAUCAUUGGAAUAUAUACCCGCACCUGGUUCUCCUACAUAUGACUUAAUGAAGAAAUCAACAACAAAAGAUGAAAGUGACAGUGAGGAGGAUCCUCUAGAUGCUUUUAUGGCAUGUAUCGAUGAGGAGGUGAAACGAAAUAAUUGUGCGGCUCAACGCGGUGAUAAUGGUAAGGAAGACAAGUCCAAGGGAUUUCGGGCAGACAUUGAUGGAGAAGACGAUGAAGAAAGUUAUUAUAGGUAUAUGGAAGAAAAUCCAACUGCUGGUUUACAACAAGAAGAAUCUGAUCAGGAGAUCGAAUACGAUGAAGAUGGUAAUCCUAUUGCACCACCGAAGAAGAAGGACAUCGAUCCCCUACCUCCAAUCGAUCAUAGCGAGAUAAAAUAUGAACCGUUUGAAAAAAACUUUUACAAUGUGCAUGAGGAGAUUGCGAGUUUAAAUAAACAGCAGAUCGAUGACUUGAAAAAAACUCUGGGUAUAAAAGUAUCUGGGCCAUCUCCGCCAAAUCCGAUCACAAGUUUUGCCCAUUUUGGCUUUGACGAUGCAUUAAUUAAAGCUAUCCGCAAAAAUGAGUAUACACAACCUACGCCUAUUCAGGCGCAGGCAGUACCUGCCGCUUUAAGUGGACGAGAUAUAAUCGGUAUAGCGAAGACUGGUAGCGGUAAAACAGCAGCUUUUAUCUGGCCGAUGUUAGUGCACAUUAUGGAUCAGCGCGAAUUAAAAGCCGGAGAUGGUCCAAUUGGUCUCAUUUUAGCACCAACGAGAGAAUUAUCACAACAGAUUUAUCAAGAAGCAAAGAAAUUUGGAAAGGUUUAUAAUAUCCAAGUGUGUUGCUGCUAUGGAGGUGGUAGCAAAUGGGAACAAAGCAAAGCAUUGGAAAGUGGUGCGGAGAUUGUAGUCGCUACCCCCGGUAGAAUAAUCGAUCUAGUUAAAAUGAAAGCAACGAAUUUAACUAGAGUUACUUUUCUCGUUCUGGACGAAGCUGAUAGAAUGUUUGACAUGGGAUUUGAACCGCAAGUACGAUCUAUAUGUAAUCAUGUGAGACCUGACAGACAAACAUUGCUUUUUAGUGCGACAUUCAAAAAGAAAGUAGAAAAGCUCGCUAGAGAUGUUUUAACAGAUCCUAUUAGGAUAGUGCAAGGAGAUGUCGGUGAGGCUAACACCGAUGUGACGCAACACGUUAUCAUGUUUCAUAACAACCCUAGUGGUAAAUGGAAUUGGCUGUUACAAAAUUUGGUUGAAUUUCUAAGCACUGGCAGUCUUUUAAUUUUUGUCACUAAGAAGCUGAACGCGGAAGAACUUGCCAACAAUCUCAAACUGAAAGAGUUUGAUGUAUUACUUUUGCAUGGUGAUAUGGAUCAAGUUGAGAGAAAUAAAGUAAUCACGGCUUUUAAGAAGAAGGAUGUCAGUACUCUGGUUGCUACUGAUGUGGCUGCGCGAGGUUUGGACAUUCCACAUAUCAAGACUGUCGUGAAUUAUGACGUAGCACGAGAUAUUGAUACGCAUACGCAUAGAAUAGGAAGAACGGGACGUGCCGGUGAGAAAGGUACGGCGUAUACUCUUGUAACGGAAAAGGAUAAGGAAUUUGCUGGACAUUUAGUGAGAAAUUUGGAGGGAGCAAAUCAGGAAGUGCCAAAAAGCUUAAUGGAUUUGGCUAUGCAAAGUUCAUGGUUCAGGAAAUCAAGAUUCAAAGGUGGAAAAGGAAAGAGUUUAAAUGUCGGUGGAGCAGGACUUGGUUUCAGAGGCAGGCCCGAUUCAUCAAAUUCGAGUGGCUCAUCGUCGCAAGCGUCGAAGGAUAUCAGCGAGGUGGUUAAGAAGUUAGAACGACACGGACCUGGCAGCGACAGACUCUCCGCUAUAAAAGCUGCUUUCCGAAGUCAAUAUAAUUCUCAAUUCCGAGCAUCAUCGGAUCAUACCUGGGAACAGACGAUCACUCCACCUUCCGUAAUAAUGCCGCCACCGCCAACUGUUCCACCACCGAAACCCGCAGCUCAGGAAAACCAAGUUUUCAGUCCCGCGGUACCAGAACGUAAAAGAGUACGAAAAAGUCGGUGGGAGUGAUCAAAUUAGUGUACCAUUAUUUGUGCAUAUAUUACAUACAAUCGCUAUAUAUAAUACAUGCUAUAUUGAAACGAUAAUGAACUGAAACUUGUUUUAUAUUACAAUAAAAUUUAAUUUUACCAA
This is a messenger RNA of Pogonomyrmex barbatus (red harvester ant), 2605 nucleotides long. Its product is annotated as ATP-dependent RNA helicase DDX42. The record is from RefSeq and is a predicted model, not a curated record. Lineage: Eukaryota; Metazoa; Arthropoda; Insecta; Hymenoptera; Formicidae. Gene Ontology annotation, molecular function: RNA helicase activity; nucleic acid binding; ATP binding.